Angiostrongylus costaricensis is the source of this 1029-nucleotide messenger RNA. NCBI's taxonomy places the organism in Eukaryota, Metazoa, Nematoda, Chromadorea, Rhabditida, Metastrongylidae. The record is from the annotation of a GenBank genome assembly.
AUGUCAAUGAAAGUGCGGUAUUACUGGACCGUUCCACUGCGCGAAGCACUAGCUGUAAGUGUCGAAAAACGGGAGAAAUUAUGGAAGAAAUUCCCAUGUGUGAGCCACGACGCGGAGUUGAGGGCGAAACUAUGGGCAGAAGUAGCCGACGAGCUCAACGAACAAUUCGGAGUCACUAUUGAUAGUAAGAAAAUUUCGCUAGUAUUUGCAAAUCCCUUCAAGGAAUUCCGGAUCAUUGCAGCCGAAGAUAUGAAGAAGACAUGGAAGAAUCUCAAAGAUAACUAUUGGAGGAUGAUGAAAACGUUCGAAAAUGAUCCAGAACGGGUGAAACGAUGGAGAUUUUUCAAGUUGAUGAAAUUCAUGGAAAGAGCUAAUAUUGACGAUUCGUCGUCUUCAAAUCUAGAAUUGCCGAACAAACCUUCUUCCCUUAUUCCGAUGGCCAAGAAUGAGAGUGUAUCUACUGCCCAAGCAGGUAAUGAAAAUCAAGAACUAUCACAACCUGGAAAAAAGGUUCGCCGUUCAAGAAAAGCCAGAACGAAGAAGAUGAAGAAAUCAGACCCCCUGCCAACGUCAACCACCCGACCUCGAAAUUUGAUCCAAGUUUGCAUCCCCGAGAUAGACUCUGUAAUACAAACAAAGCAAAGGCCCCAAAUAGGUGCCCAGAUUUACAGCGUCGCUGUUGAUGAUGUUGAGGAUAUUCUAACAACAGAACUAUUGAAAACAUGGGAUGAAGAUGUACUCCAAAAGGACGCCAUGUUAGCUGAACCAGUCAACCAGCGUAUCCAAAGUAGCGUCAUAUCCGUUGACGCCUUGAUCUACAUUUCUCAAAAUGUAAAUUACAUUUCCUGCGAGACUCGUCUUCUGAUUUCGAACUAUGCGGCCAAAUUGCGAGGCAUCUAUCAUCAAGCUGCUUUUUCACUCUUCCUAAAAGAAAAUAUGCCCUCCGGUCAACUACACACACUCCUUGAUGCUUUCGACGAUUUCGUCUACAAUAAGAAGCCGAAAGCAUCAAUCGUUUCAAAAGUAUAG